GAUAUUCCAACCUGUAACACAGGCUCUCCAUACAUGAUUGGUAUAUUUUAUGAAACCAAGAGUUGUGUUUCUAAACAACCCAAAAGCUAGUGAGUUGAUGGAUAGAAAAGUGACGCAUGCUUUUGUUUAAAUUAAUAUAUACACACAUAUAUAUUCUUUGAGUAGUUACAUACAAAGGCAUUGUCAAAGUGCCCACAUACACAAAUUUGGAUUCUUGUCUAUAGAAGAUAAGUAUUUACUUGGCAUCAUACCCCCAUGGCCUAAAUUUCCCAAAACUCCCCAUCAAGCAUGAAAAUCAUCCCACCAUUACUCCUUAUCUUCUUCUCCAUUCAAGCCAACGCCCAAAGCCCCUCCGACAACACCGACCUUAACACACCGGAUUCCGUCAGCAACUUCCAGCCGAGCCUCGCCGUCGUGAUCGGCAUGCUCGCCAUCAUGUUCUCCCUCACCUUCGUCCUCCUCCUCUACGCCAAGUUCUGCCACCGCGCCGCCUCCGUCCACAGCCACCAAAUCCACGACGGCCUCCCCCGCUCCCGCUCCCUCGCCGCCGGCGUCGACAAGACCGUCGUGGAGUCGCUCCCCUUCUUCCGCUUCUCCUACCUCCGCGGGUCCCGCGACGGCCUCGAGUGCGCCGUCUGCCUCGCCAAAUUCGAGGACGUGGACAUCCUCCGGCUGCUCCCCAAAUGCAAGCACGCCUUUCACAUCGACUGCAUCGAUCAGUGGCUCGAGAAGCAUUCCACCUGCCCCCUCUGCCGCCGCAAGGUCAGCGCCGACGACCUCUCGCAGCUGCAGUUUUCCACUAGUUUGAGAUUCUUAUGCAAUCCCGAGCUAGGGCGCCAGGAUUCCAAUCUAGAGCUCUACGUCGAGAGAGAGGAGAGCCGCCACGGAUCCUCCCGAUUCUGCAUUGGCGGCAGCUUCCGGAAGAUGGAGGAGGAGGAGGAGGCGCCCAUACCGGAGAGCAUGGACUGCGACUCCUCGCCGCCGCCGCCGCUCCACAGAUUCAACCACAAGAUCCUGGUGGCGGACGCGGUGCUGAAGAACCGGUGGAGCAACGUGAGCUCCUCCGACAUCAUGUUCCUGAAUUCGGAGAUGAUGUCGUCGGCGGCGGAGGCGAUCACGAGCAUCAAGGAGGAGAUGGAGAGGAAGAGAGCGUUGGAGAGCAAGGUCAGAGAAAUCAAUCAAGCGUCGCGUGGUGAUGACCGGAAUAUUCUCGAAACGGAUUCUAAUCGGCGGAAACUAGGGUUUGAAUCCAACGACAAGAGAUCCAUGUCCGAAAUCGUAGUUCAUCCGAGAUUCACAGAGUUGAGGAGGAAAGAUUCGUCGUCUGAAGAAAUUAAUGUGAAGGAGGAAACAACCAGAAGGCUUUGGCUCUCGAUUGCACGAAAAACAGUCCAGUGGUUUGCAAAUAGAGAGAGAAGAUCUCCGCAGCCUCAAGAAUUAAGGUUAAAUAUAUGAUCAUAACGAAAAUCAAAUUUACUUCCAUUCCAUCAACAGGAUUCUCUCUCUCUCUCUCUCUCUCUCUCUCUCUACAGUUACAAAUAUAUCCUGGGAUGAGUUGUUUUAUUUUUACUGUUUGACAUAAGGAUACGACAAAUUUAAUAUACCAUUUUUGUACAUGAAAAAAGUCCACGGAGGGGGCAGCGGCCCCUUCAAAUAUAUAUUGAUGUACAUUUUCUUACAUGUAAAGGAAAUGAGAUUCGAUA
This is a messenger RNA of Salvia miltiorrhiza (redroot sage), 1703 nucleotides long. Its product is annotated as E3 ubiquitin-protein ligase ATL42. Bases 289 to 1455 code for a protein of 388 amino acids. The record is from RefSeq and is a predicted model, not a curated record. Lineage: Eukaryota; Viridiplantae; Streptophyta; Magnoliopsida; Lamiales; Lamiaceae. The transcript has a single exon.